This is a messenger RNA of Microbotryum saponariae, 4002 nucleotides long. The record is from the annotation of a GenBank genome assembly. Lineage: Eukaryota; Fungi; Basidiomycota; Microbotryomycetes; Microbotryales; Microbotryaceae.
AUGAUUGAGUCACUCACCGUGUUGACGUUCAACGUCCGAUCGAUGAAGAACGCAGUCAACCAAGUCAAAAUCAUCCGUUAUCUCAAAACCUUUCGGCCGGCCCCUGCGGCCAUCCUCCUGCAAGAGCACCACCUCAGCUACAACGCGUCGCGCGAAGGCUUCGAGAGUGCUUGGCCGGGGGCUUGUAUUCGUUUCACUCCUCAUGUCCUUACCCUCAUACCCGAUGGCUCACCUUUGGCGGGCCAUCUCCUUUCCUCUACCCCGGUCGUCUUUGCAGGAGCUCCUCGUUUCGACGGUCGGAUUCUGCGCUCGGUGUUUCGUCUUGAGGAGCUCGAUGUCGAGAUCAUCAACAUGUACGCGCCGGUGCAGGAGGACGAUCGUCGCGACUUUUUCGGGCUUCUGCACUUCAACGCCCCGAGACCCAAGAUUCUUCGGAUCUUGGCCGGCGAUCUCAACGAUUGUCCGGAUGUAUCGGUCGACCGAGUGUCCAUCACCGAUCGCGCUUGGACUCCUGUAUCGCACUGGCAGACCUUGCUGUCAAAGAUCGCGUUCAAGGCACUCGACACGGUCCGACAUGUCCAUCCUUGCACCCCUGCAUUCACUCGUCCUCACUACCGUGGUAGAGGGGAAGAGCGAAAGAUUUGCUCGUGGUCGCGGAUCGACUAUAUUCUUGUCCAAUGCAGUUGGGCGAACCGGUUGUUGAGCGCUUCUACGCUCUUCGAUGCGCCCUGUUCGGACCACAGACCUGUAGUUGCGACUUUCGCUUUGCCUACAUCGAACGCUGAUGCCGAACCCCCCCUUUCUCUUCCCUCCACGAGCGAUUUCAUUUCGAGGCUCAACCCAAUGGUCUUUGACGAUCAAGACUUUGUCGCAUCGAUUCCCGGGGUCGUCGACGAGGUCUAUCGAAGGCUCGAGGGGACCGCUCCGCUCGGCGACGUCUAUGACGCCGCUCUGCGGGCGGUUGCAGUCGCUGGCCAUGCACGAUACCGCUCGACUCGUGCCGACAUGCGCCGACUGCGGGCCGAGAGCCAAUCCGUCAUGGAGGCUUUGGAGGCACGCGGUGAGCACAUGAAUGAGGCCGAGCGCGAUGCGUAUGCUCUUGCCAAGUCGCGGUUGGACCAGUUGGCGGUAAAGGAGGCUCAGUGGCUGCGCAUUCGUGCGCAUGUGCCGUCAGUCGACUCGAGGGAAGGUCAAUCGGCAAGCAUUCGCACGCGCCUCAACCGCCGGAGUCGCCAGACGAGCAUCGUCUCGCUGGAGGAUGUGGAUGGCACCGAGACCGUUGACAUGCAGGAGGCGCUGGGUAUUGCUUCACGGCACGCGCAGUCGCUCUUCACGCCGGACCCAGCUCGUGGCGACCCGACGAACGCACGCCGGUCCCUGCUCGACCCUAUUCGCGCAGCGAAAUGCUACGAUGACGACCGCUCGGACCCUACGUUCGGUCGUCGGCUGCCUCGUCAAGCGAGAGUGGCGCUUGACGAGCCCUUCACCCUCCUCGAGGUUGAAGCGGCGUUGAAGAAGACGGAUUCGGGGCGAUCACCGGGGCCCUCGGGCAUUCCGUACGAGCUCUUCAAGGCGCUGCCAACCUACUUUGCUCCCAAGCUGUUGGACUUGUUCAACUCGAUUUGGGAGGGCGGCAAAAUGACGGCGUCCUUGGCAGAGGGGCUGGUGCGGCUCUUGCCCAAGAAUAAACCGGGGGCCAAUCUGAAAUCACUGGGGGCAUACCGACCGAUCACAUUGCGCGAGACGACCUACAAGGUCCUCAGCAAGGUCUUGGUGGCGCGACUCAAUGGGGUGCUCGGCGAGCUUUUACCGCCGGCGCAACACGGUUUCAUGCCAUCAAGACGUUCAGCGGACGCGGGAAGUCAUCUCACUCUCCUUCUCGAAAAACUCAAGUCGCUAGGCACUGAUGUUUUCCCCGAGGGCGCCCUCUUGUCUUUGGAUCAGCAGAGCGCGUACGAUCGGGUCGAUCACGCCUGGAUCUUCGAGGUCUUUGAGGCCUCUGGGUUCGGUGAGCGUUUCAUCUCGCUGCUGCGCGCUCUCUACGAUCCCGAGACUCUGGGGGUGCGCUACCUUGUCAAUGGGUUCCCCACGGACUUGGUGCGGUUGCUGUGUGGUCUCGGUCAGGGGGAUCCCCUCUCGUGCCCGGUUUGGAACAUCACGUUCCAGCCCUUCCUCGACGCCCUCGUUCGGCGCGGGAUCGCGCUCGACCUGCAGAAGGUGUGGCCAGGGGGGCCGCGUGCGCAGCUUACGCAUCUGGCGUUUGCCGACGAUGCUGUGGUGGUGGUGGAGUCACCGGCGGCAUUGUCGAAGCUGCAAACGCUGUCGCAGACGUGGUACGAGGCUACCAACGGGAAGACCAACACGGACAAGACGCUGGUGCUACCACUCGGACCGAACUGGCUUCGGGACGAGACUGCGCAGGCGCUGCCAACGGUGCAGGAGGGGGAGAGCUUCAAGUGGUGCGGCUAUGCCUUCUUUCGCCACGGUGACUCGAAACUGUUCUGGACCCAUGUUCUUGACAGGAUCAAGGCCAAGGCCCGCGCCGCUCGAGACCGGACACUUUCGCCGAGUGGGAAGGUUUUCUAUGCCAACGCUCACAUCAUCUCGACGGUCCUCCACGUGCUGUCCUUCGACAUACCGCCUCAAUGGUUCAUUAAGGCGGCGGAGACGGCACUUACGGACUUUGUCUGGGGAGGAGCAGGGCGAAAUACCGUCGCUCGCGAUUUCGUGUUCCAGGCUCGGGAGGACGGUGGCUUGGGUUUGAUUUCGAUUGGCGACAUCGUUCAUUCGGUGGCGCUUCGAUUUUGGGAUGCUGUGGCGGGCUCGGACGAGGCGAUCUGGGCGCCCCUAGCUCGCGAGAGCUGGAGGUGCCUCGUCGCUGCGACCCGCGAUUUCAGUCCGUGGGGGUUCUUCAGCAGCACGGCUCGGGUCGAGAAGCUGUAUCGCGACUCGACGCGCUGGGGGGCAGUCGUUGCAGCGGCCAGGGUCACAGUUCCAACCAUCAAGUCCGAACUCCUUACGCUUCCCGAAUUGCUCUCGCUUCCGCCUCGCCUCCCUUCACUCUAUGCUGAAGGUGCCCAGCACGCAUAUGACGAUGCGGACGCGGUGGCGAAGUUUGCGCAGAUCGCGGACCUGUACUGGAGGGACGAAGGGAAGGGAUGGGCUCUGGUUGGUCAUCGACGCGGGUUCUGGCAGCACUCUAAGGAACCCGCCCUACAGCACGAGCACGUGUGGUCGCGCGUGGGUCAGUUGCUCAAGGCGAAAGCGUUGCUGCCCAAGACCGCGUUGCGACCUGCUCGGAUACCUCUCAAGGAGGCUCCCCGUCCUCGGUGCUUCAACUUCUUUGGGCUCUCCCGACCUUUUACGAUUCGCAAGCUUCGUCGGCUUGUGAACAAGGUGCGGUUCCCAGGGAGGGAGGACCGUGUCAAGCGUUUCCCUGAUGGGACUUCUCAGAGCGAUAGGAAGCGCUUCUGGAGAUGGCUUCAUGACCGGUUCGCGUCUGCUGUCGAGCAGGACACCCACUGGCGGCUCAUGUACGACGUGACGCCGACGCGCAAGAGGCAGCAUACUCAGGGUCAUGCCUCUUCGCCGACGUGUCUGUUCUGCGGCAACGAUGCAGCGGUCAUCGAGACGGUGUCCCACUACUUUUUCGAGUGCGCGUAUUCGACCAGCUUCUGGGGUGGGGUGCUACGCAUUCUGCUUGACAAGCUCGGCAUCGAGGAUACCGACGUCGAUCCGUCGACGUUCACUCCGGAGCAGCUGACUAUGGGGCUCCCCCUUUUGCGGGGUCGUGGGAGAACGACCUCGAAAUGGAUGUGGGUUCGGCUGGCCUGCGCGAUCGGCUUCCAGCGGCUGCACCUGCUCCGCUGGCGCGUUCAUCAGCGGUUCGAGCUGGACAACGUCGUGGCCCCUCCCUCGCUUCCCAGUGCGCUCAGAGCGUUCGAGCGAGAUUUUCUCUCUCGAGCGGGUUUUGUGCCUGGGGUUCGAGAUUGGGAGGUGUGA